AUGGACGGUGAGCAAAAGACGCGCUUCUUCAAGAUGCUCGUUGGGCUGGGUUAUAAAGAAAUCGAAAUAUCCUUUCCAUCAGCUUCGCAAACCGACUUCGACUUCACGAGAUCUUUGCUCGAGACGCCAGGUGCUGUUCCGGAUGAUGUCUACCUGCAAGUUUUAUCUCCUUGUCGAGAAGACUUCAUACGAAGGACAGUGGAAUCCUUGGAAGGUGCCAAAAAAGCUAUUUUGCAUUUAUACCUUGCAACGAGCGAAUGCUUCCGAAGAAUAGUUUUUGGCAUGUCGGAAGAGGAGAGCAUUGCGCUUGCAGUGAAGUGUACGGAACUUGCACGAAGCCUGACGAAGGACGCGCCGAAGGAUACACCCUACGCUCAGACUGAGUGGCUGUAUGAGUUCUCACCUGAAACGUUUUCUGACACUUCUCCCGAAUUUGUGGUGAAAAUAUGUGAAGCCGUCAAGGCUGCUUGGGAACCGACAGAAGAAGCUCCCCUAAUUUUUAACCUCCCAGCUACGGUUGAGCUGGCGACACCGAACGUAUACGCAGAUCAAAUCGAGUACUUCUGUACGCAUGUGAGCGAACGAAAGAAAUAUUGCGUCUCAGUUCACCCUCACAAUGACCGCGGGUGUGCUAUCGCGGCAGCAGAAUUGGCACAAAUGGCCGGAGCAGAGCGAGUGGAAGGAACACUGUUCGGUAAUGGAGAAAGAACUGGGAACGUUGACCUAGUGACCCUGGCUCUGAAUCUGUACACACAGGGCAUCUGGCCCAACAUUGAUUUUAGUGACAUCAAUUCGGUCAUACGAGUCUGUGAGGAAAGCACCAAGAUUCCGGUCAACGAAAGGUGGCCAUAUGGCGGACAAUUGGUUGUAUGUGCUUUCUCUGGCAGCCACCAAGAUGCUAUUAAGAAAGGAUUCAAUGCCCGCAAAGCCUCGGGUGCAAAGCCGGAUGAUCCAUGGCAGAUGCCAUACCUCCCGUUAGACCCACAGGACAUUGGCAGAAACUACGAGGCCAUAAUCAGAGUCAACUCCCAAAGUGGGAAGGGCGGUGUGGCGUGGAUCAUUCAACGGGCCCUUGAACUUGACUUGCCGCGGGGUCUCCAAAUAGCAUUCAGCAAGAUUGUGCAAAAAGAGGCAGACCGCAAGGGACGGGAACUGCUGCCAAGAGAGAUCCAGGCUCUGUUCGAGGACGCCUACCAUCUCAAGAGGAAUCCAAGGUUUACUCUGAUCGACUAUAACAUCACCGCUGUUCGAAGCUCGGGACCAGGCGAACGUGGUACACCAGGAGCAAGUCCCCAAGUCCAAACUGUACCAGCAACAAGCACAUCAACCUCAAAACGACAAUUUGCUGGCAUCAUCGCUAUAGAUGGAGCACAGCAUCCUAUUGUUGGCGUAGGAAAUGGCGCAAUCUCGUCUUUAGCCAACGCACUACAUUCUCUUGGCAUCGACUUGGACGUCGCAGACUAUAAAGAACACGCCAUUGGAGGAGGACGAGACGUCAAGGCCGCCACGUACAUCGAAUGCAUGGCGAGUGGAAGCCCUAGCAUCAAAGUCUGGGGUGUAGGUAUUCAUGAGGACGUGGUCCAAGCGAGUUUGAUCGCCUUGCUUAGUGCAGCGAGCUCGUUCCUCACCUCCCGUACCAGCACACCAGUCCCCUUCCGCCCCAAGCGGAAAGACACAUUCUCACCAUCCGAGGUGGAAGCUCUAGAGAAGCUAAGCACGUCGAGUCCGCAUUCGAGUCCCAAGGCGACAAAGGCGGCUUUUCGAGAAGGUAUUGAGCAGCAAAAGGUCGAUAUCCAAAGGCUAGAGGAGAAGGCUGAGGCAGCGGCGUCAGCAGCGUCAGCAACGGCGAGUGGCAAGGAAAAUGAGACCCCGAACGGGACUGGAUAA
This is a messenger RNA of Endocarpon pusillum Z07020, 1887 nucleotides long. RefSeq lists its product as uncharacterized. NCBI's taxonomy places the organism in Eukaryota, Fungi, Ascomycota, Eurotiomycetes, Verrucariales, Verrucariaceae. Gene Ontology annotation, molecular function: 2-isopropylmalate synthase activity. The record is from RefSeq and is a predicted model, not a curated record. Bases 1 to 1887 code for a protein of 628 amino acids. Gene Ontology annotation, cellular component: mitochondrion. Gene Ontology annotation, biological process: L-leucine biosynthetic process. The transcript is spliced from 3 exons.